GCCUCUCCCAAAAGGAUUCCUCGCUCCUGCGCUGCCUCCCGCUGCCCCCGCAUGACAGACGAAGAAGGAUUCAGUAUCAAGUGCCACGCCACCCUCGAUUCCAGCGGCACCAAGCUCGACAACGACGCGCCCCCACCUCCAGGUUUGAUAGCCUGGCACGAGGCGCGCUCAAAUCUUAGAGCGCCGGCCGACGCGCAUACCUGGACGCUCGCCGACGUGAACCUUUAUUUCCUCAGCGGCGGUAGCAUCAGACCAUGCGCGACAGCGUAGUACUAACGCUCGCGGCCGCGCCGCUCGUCGCCGCGACGUGGGCGCUGCGCCUCGCGUGCGAAUCGGAGGAGGCGCGCGAAUCGGAGGAGGGCGUCUGCCACGGCUACCUGGCCCACCCGACGCUGACGCUGCAUACGUUAAUCUUUCUCACCUACGUCCUCGGCUUCUGGGCCCACUCGCUCGUCGCGGGCUCGACGUGGCUCCUCGACGCGGCGCGGCCGCUCCUUCCUAUCAGCAUACAGCUCUACUACCUCUCGCACCCGCGGGCGGUCCAUUCGGAACGCAUGGUCAUCGGCGCGGCACUAAUAAUCAUGUGGGCGCUGCGCCUCUUCCGCGCGCACGGCCGGCGCUACGAGUGGGCGCUGAGCUCAAAAGAGGACUGGCGCCGGGCGGACCUGCGCGAGGCCUUCGGGAAAUGGUGGCCCGCCGCGUCGCUGCCCGUGGCGUUCAUCGCCGAGCAGGGCGCCGCGUGCGCGCGUUGUUUGCCGCUGCGGAGCCUCGCGGGCUUCGCGGGCGCCGGUGUGCCGUUCCUGCCGUCCUUCGAGGACGAGAGUGACGACGUCGCCGCGUUAAAUGUGGAUGCGCCGCUCGGCCUCGCCGACACGGGGGCGCUCGCGGUCGCCCUGGUCGGCCUCGCCCUCGCCUUCAAGGCCGACGAGGAAUUGCUAACGUAUAUCCGCUCGGCGGACAAGAAAAAGCCGCCGGUCUACACCGAGGGCCUCUGGCGGCUGAGCCGCCACCCGAACCGCCUCGGGGAGCACCUCUGGUGGCUCGCGCUGGCUGGUGCCGCCUGCUGCGCGAAUGGCGGCUUCUGCCCGACGGCGCUGGGGCCCCUCAUUGUUUGCUUCGGCGACGCGUCCGUGGACAUUCCGCUUUUAGAUAGGCACGUGGCGAUGCGUCGCGAGCGCAUCAAGGCCUGGAUGGCCUACGCCGAGCGGGUCCCGGCGCUCUGGCCGACGCCGGGGUCGGUCCUGCGGUUCUUCAAGCCGGCGGCGUCGGAGGCGAAGAAGGGGGAGUAAGGAUCGAAAAAUUGUU
This is a messenger RNA of Pelagomonas calceolata, 1305 nucleotides long. NCBI's taxonomy places the organism in Eukaryota, Pelagophyceae, Pelagomonadales, Pelagomonadaceae. The record is from the annotation of a GenBank genome assembly.